Zea mays is the source of this 701-nucleotide messenger RNA. RefSeq names its product DUF3148 family protein. NCBI's taxonomy places the organism in Eukaryota, Viridiplantae, Streptophyta, Magnoliopsida, Poales, Poaceae. Bases 44 to 490 code for a protein of 148 amino acids. The record is from RefSeq and is marked validated. Gene Ontology annotation, biological process: NADH dehydrogenase complex (plastoquinone) assembly. The transcript has 2 exons.
AGAGCGGCAGUUGAAGCGCCUAGCUGCACAAACAGUCUGCACAAUGCCUGUUUGUUCCAUUUGGUAUAGCAUGCCGCACCCGUUGCUCGCGGCAGUAAGUGCUGCCGUCUAUUCGUCCUUCAUCUCACCGCCGCGGCGUGUCCCAGCUUCUCUGGGACGACGGCGUCCUGCCGGCGUCGCCGUCCGGUGCGCGCCGAACGGCGGUGGCGUGCCCGCAGCGGGCGACACGAAAGCGAAGCUCAAGGUGGGCUCCCCGAUCAUCAUCGUCGAGGCGCCUGUGAUGCUCAAGACCGCCGCGUCGGUGCCGUCGCUCCGGCACAACAGCGGUCAGGUCAAGCCCGGCGACGUCGGAAGGAUCAUGGCGCGGAAGCCCAAGGACGUCUGGGUCGUGCGGCUCGCCGUCGGCUCGUACCUGCUGGAUGGCAAGUUUUUCAGUCCCUUGGAUUCUGACAACGGAGAUGAUGGUGAGCCCCAGGCCCAGGAUGAAUGAGUGAUCAAUGCCUUAACGGUAUGAUUGAAUCGCAUGUUUACUCACAUGUCGUGCAGACAUGUCCAUGCUUAUAUGCAUGAUUGCAAUUUGCAAUGUAAGGUCCAUGAUGUGUAACUUCUGCCGACAGCGAGUGAUUACUAUCUGUCUUAUUAUCAACUUAUCAUAGAGGGGAAACACAGCUUCAAUAUUCUAAUUUUGAGUACAACCUCAC